CACACACAUGCAUGCGCGCACACUGUAGAUUUCCUAAUACACACCUGUUCUGUUCAAGAGAAACAUGAUGCAUAGAAGCAUGGAAACCAUCUCUCUGUAGUGCUGUCCAUUAUUGUGGUGAGAUGACGGAGGUGGAGCCGGUUUUGGAUUUUUCUUCAUCGCGUCGAUCAGGCCGACGGAAUGCUCUGCCUGACAUCCUGGGCUCUCCGGCUGGUGUGAACCCCUCCAACCUGCCACUCAAACUAGCUGAACUCUCCCUCACAGAUGGUCCUGGAGAGGCACAGUCUCCAACAAUACAGGAAGUCCCGUCCCAUGCAGAAAGCUCAGAGGAGAACCAGGGAACCUGAAAACUCUCUCCACAUCACAAAAUGAACAGCUGCUUUGCAUCACCGAUGUACAGAAACAGAAUGAGAAAGGGAUGGAGAGAGAAAUAGAAAUGUAAAGGUGGCAGUUCAAUUAGCCUGUGGUACUGAGAUUGAACUUCAGUGAUGGCUGUGCAGACUAACUUUGGCCUUUCACACACACACAUUCUCUCUCUUCCUCUUUCACACACAUGCAUUCAUAAACACAUACUUACAUUCAUAAAGGCCACAGACUACGAAUCUCUGAAGUGAAGGGACUAAUAAUCCCAUUUAUCUGCUGAUUUACUCAAAAACUGUUAACACUGUCUCUUUGGCGCUACAAAAAUAGCUUUGUUUGUUUGAGCUGCCCAACUGCCCAAAACAGCAGCACUGACAACCAAUAGUGUGGGUUUGGAACGGGACUAUCUGUUUGUUUGACCAUUGGCAAACAGCUUUUCAAAGCUAAUGGAACAAUUUUGAAGUAAUGAAAGUGCACAUUUUUUUUUCAAGUGUGUUCAUUUUUGUAUUUUUAUUUGUGUUAAAAAAAAUUUGCCUUCAUUUUCAUUUUUUGCUUAAAUUAACAUUAAUUGCACUCUUUGUUAGAGCAGCCCAAACAAUGGAAGAAGCGGGGAGUGUUUGAAAGCUAUAUGAAAACAAUCAUUAUUUCUGGUGCAUAAAAGGGAAUGAAGAUAGAGAAUGUAAGAAUCGGACUGUCGUGUGAAAGAGGAGGGUUACCUCUAACAUACAAGUCUUUAAAGUAUUUGUGCAGUGAUUGCUUCGUUUGGGGAUAUGGACUCAUGUAAUAUAUAAUAAUUCACAGCAUCAGUAGCAUGUGUUAUUAGCAUAUGUUGGGGGAGCUGGCACUUUCACAUGUGUUGCAAACACACAAGCACACUUCUGCAAACACAGCUUUCAAUGUCACCUUCUGCCACCCAACAGCUUGAAAUGCGUCAUCUGUUCACAGCUAUUAGCACAUUGGCUGACAUGCUACAGAGACAACAGCAUCAAAGAUUGCCAAAAUGACCUCAGAUGAUUGAAAAAGAUUGUGAGCUCCACACUUUUGACCACAAGUGUACUUCUAAAUAGUACUGAAACUGUGGUUUGAUGUGCAUGUUAUUUCAAGACUUGAUAUUUCUAAGUAUUAAACUAUGUUUAACUUGACACAGCGACCUAUAAAUAGUAUGUUUGUGAUGCGACGCAACCAAAGUGAGAUGUUCCAAAAGCGUUGAAAGUAGGUUGAAAGCAUUUGUUUCUAAAGGGGAAAAUGUCAAAACAUAAGUACAAAAGUACAAAUUCGGAUUUAUGUAUUUUUCAGAAAAUGCAUAAAACAUCAUUUAUGUAUGCAAACAGUUGAAUCUAUCAAAGAUUCGGACUAAGUUUUAUACUGUCCUUUAUAUUGAAAUAUUGUGAUGUAUUUAGUAAUGUGAAGUUAUAAGGUGAGCAUCACUAUUGUUAUUGCUUAUAAUUAGGGCUAGUGAUUUGAACAAAGCCUAACCAAAGACUUACUUUUGCCAGAUUUUCUGUCGCCUUGCAGACAAUAAAAUGAGCAGGAAAACGUCCAUCCAUCCAUCCAUCCAUCCAUCCAUCCAUCGUCAACCGCUUAUCCUGUGUACAGGGUCGCGGGGGGCUGGAGCCUAUCCCAGCUAACAUUGGGCGAAAGGCGGGGGAAACCCUGGACAUGUCGCCAGUCCAUCGCAGGGCCGGAAAACGUCCAUAGACAGAAAAAUGCAAUAAGCAACUGAUUAACAACACACUGGCAAACAACCGAUUUAUAAUGACAAAAUGUGAUUGGUGUGGUGAUGAUGCCUUUAUGUAUUUCCCCUAUUUGUACUCUAGAUGGAGACUUUAGUCUUUCUAACGCACCAAACCAUGUAAGCACAUGCUAAAUUAGCAGUGCAAGAAAUGCUAUGGAGGAGAUAAUGUGACAGCUUUAUCAGUCAAAUGAAAUUUGCAUAGAUUAAAAAAAUAACAUUCUAACACACCCAGGAGUGUGUACUUUAAUGUAUUCUGAAGUGUGUGUGUGUGUGUGUGUGUGUGUGUUGGAACAGUGGAUGAUUCGGAGAGUCACUCCAGCUGUCUUUUUAGAAUAGUCUUGUCUAGACAUUAGUCUCUUGUGACAUCUCAAAGACACUGAAAUCCUGUUUCAGUAAGUGAAUAAUGCAAAUCACAAAUCAAAUCACUGCUCAUAGGAGGACUACCCUAAAUCACAAAUGCAAUCACUUUGAAAUAAAAAAUCUCAGUACCAAGACUUAGAAGAUGGAAAUAAUGUAAAUGAUAGCAAAUGGAGAAAAAUGGAGAAGUAAUCUCACAUGUCUCUUCUAGAGUUUCAGAAGAGAUCUCAAACAUUUCUCAUCAAAUUCUUUCAACACUAAAAGGCCUGAUCUAUCAUAUCCACAUUAAUUGUAUCAUUACACUCUCUGUGUUUCUCUUUGUCAACAAAUUACCAAUUUCAGACUAUUUAUAGUCAUGUUUUCCAUUUAAUGAAUAAACAGCUAUAUGCUCUGUCCCAAUAGACUGCAGUCAGGCAACAGCAAAAAAGGAAUAGUUCACGCAAAAAUGAAAACUCUUUCAUCAUUUACUCCCCCUCUUGUCGCACUAACCCUGUAUGUUUGUCUUUAGUAGUAUGUUUACAUAUUACUGCUCUAUUACAAUGAGAACAUGUAAUGACUAUGGUCUGUCAAGCUACAAAAAGGGGGAAAAAGCACCAUAAACUUAUCAUAAAUGUAGAUCAUACGGCUUGUGCGUAAUAUUCCAAGUCUUCUGAAGUCAUAUGAUAGCUACUGUAAGAAACAGGCUGAAAUUUAAAGGGAUAGUUCACCCAAAAAUGUGUUUGAAUUAUUAGAACGUUCUCUCAUCAUUUAUUCACCAUCAUGACAUCCAAGAGGCUAUGACAUUGUUUCUUCUGCAGAACACAAAUGAAGAUUUUUAGAAUAAUUUCUCAGCAGGCCCAUAGUCUCCAUACAAUACAAGUGAAUGGGUGCCGACAUUUUAAA
Xyrauchen texanus (razorback sucker) is the source of this 3334-nucleotide messenger RNA. RefSeq names its product cAMP-dependent protein kinase inhibitor beta-like. The transcript is spliced from 3 exons. NCBI's taxonomy places the organism in Eukaryota, Metazoa, Chordata, Actinopteri, Cypriniformes, Catostomidae. Gene Ontology annotation, cellular component: nucleus; cytoplasm. Bases 123 to 347 code for a protein of 74 amino acids. Gene Ontology annotation, biological process: negative regulation of cAMP-dependent protein kinase activity. Gene Ontology annotation, molecular function: cAMP-dependent protein kinase inhibitor activity. The record is from RefSeq and is a predicted model, not a curated record.